AAUCUCUCUAAAUUUUAACAAAGGGGGCUGAGCCCCCCUGAGUUCCCCUCUACGGCAACACUGGUCGCAAGAAAAGUCAGGCAAUCUUAAGCUGAAUUGCAACACAACAGCUGUUUCAUGGCCAAUCCUGCUUGGGGCCGUGUAACCAAUCUAACUGCAAUUGUGAUUUGUGAUGAAGUAGGUGAUUUGCAACGUAAACCAGAUUAUCACUGCAAAGUUGUGUUACCUCCCCACUUUUUUUCACUGGGCUUUGAUUGCCGCCCUGUAGAAGACUCAGUUUGUUUUUUGUUAUUUACUAUCCUUAUUCGAAUAAUGUGGCUCGAUUUUCCCACAUCACACAUGUUGGCUCAGUUAGGCCCAUUCAUAUCGGAUAUCGACUCGGCUUUGUUUUAUUUGUUUACUUCUCCGCCGUCCUAUCAUUUUUUUUGUUUAAGUUAUUUUGGACGGUUGUCAAAUCACGGGAUUGUAGCUAAGCAGGUCUAUCUUUUAGUGAAAACAGCAAGAAUUAUACGUUGCUUUUAUCUAUGAACAUAACGUCUGUCACGCGCCGUUAUUCCCCAGGCCAUUCUAAAAAUUAUCGACAGACUUGUUACAGUUUCUACAACCGAACUGAAAAAAAUUGCAACAAAGCUGCAACAAAAUCUUUGCAAAUCAAAUCGUCACAGAAUGUGUUUACCACAUUUGAAACGCUACAAUGACAGGAAACCAAAAUUAAUGCCCUUGUUUGAGUAUUUUAAAAAGCUUGUAAUUAUGCAGAAAAGACACCCAGUUGGGCGGAGAAGCUGUCAAAAUCGUCUGAGGAAAAUAUAGACAACAAAAGGCCGAAUGUGAAGAACACAGACAACAAUGGGCCUAUUGUCUAGAAACAUGUUCCUAUCUGCCAAUCAAAGUUGAUUUUGCUUGUUGCUCUUAUCGCUGAUUGGUUGAAUAGGCAUGUAACGUCAUGUCGAAAAAUGUUCACGAUCAAUAACUUGACAGUCUAGGGAGAUGUGCAGAUUCGCGAGGAAAUGUCGGUGAUUUUAGGCAAUCUAUUUACAAGAUCCAAACUUUAGAAGGGCAAAACAUUGCAAAAGGACUUCUGUUGUUUCCUUCUUCGCAUUUAAAUCACAAUCUGUGCGUGAGGUUUUAAAUAAACUGCUAGAAUUGUUGCUGGCAAACUGGGAAGUCGCUGGGAACAUUGAUCACGCAAGAAAGCAAAACAAGAUUGAGCUACCGGGCGUUUGUCAUAAGCACCGAAUGGUCUAGCAUCGCCCGACAAUUGGUGCAGAAUGAUUCCUCAGAGGGCAGAUAUUUUGCCAAGGUCUGUCGCUGUUAGUGAAGGUACACCACUUGGCAAAGGCAUCUUGCUCCCAUUGGAUCAGACAGGCAACCACUUGCUAGGCAUCAAAGAACUGGCAAAGCCACUAAACGCCGUUUCAGGAGAAAUUCGUGACCAAUGGACAUAUAUGGCGCACCUGACAACAGCAGCUAGAUAUCCUUACGAAACAUUCCUGUCUCCAUUUGGACGCGGUGGUAUCAUAGGGGGUCGAGACGGAUAUGGCACGCUAGAUUUAGCCUUGCUUUCUGGCGCGAGACGAAAAAAUGCGACAAGGGAGACGACCAGCCCUUUGAAAGCUUGGCUGCACGAGCACCGCAAGAACCCAUACCCAACUAAAGGAGAAAAAAUAAUGCUAGCGAUCCUCACUAAAAUGACAGUCACACAGAUUUCAACAUGGUUUGCAAAUGCACGGCGAAGACUGAAGAAAGACAACAAAAUGACAUGGUCACCGCGAAAUAAAUCCACAGACAAGAGGGACUCUGUAUCAAGAAGCUCAAAAUUUGAGACAGAAGAGUCAAGGAAAGGUUCUGGUAGUUCUACUGAUGAUGAAGAUUUCAUUCACUGCAUGGAUACAGACGAAAAUGAGCAACAUAGCCCCGAAUUUUCCAAAGCUGGCGAUGUUAGGAUGGAAGAUGAUGUGUUUUCUGAAGACGAAAGACCAAUUUGCAUCAGCGACAAAACAGAAGCGAAACGCGAGGCUGCUUGCGAGCAAGACGCAGAGCCCAAAGUGAAAACUAAUUCAGAGAUGUCAACUAAGCAGAGCCAGGAAGGUCUGUUGAAAAAGAUCGAUUUCGGGGGCAACAAUUCGCCUGUUGGGAAUUUACAGCGAUGGGUUGAUGGUCACUUUGGGAACCAGUCUCCUGUCGAUUUUCCAAGAGAGCUCACUCCACCGCGUACCCCAGUGGAAGAAGUCAUCUCUCACGGGCUGUAUAAUGUUAAAGAAACCCUGAAAAGUAAAGAAAAAGUAAAAAACAACCAAGAUGCGGACAGUGGUAGAAAACUACGCGAAAUCGUAUUGAAGGACAAGCAGUGCUCAGAGGGUCUACCAGAACAUCGAAGAAAUAGAGAUGAUUGCUCAGAUUUUAUCAAUAAAGCACCCCCGUCAUCGGAGGAUGUGUUUCGCUCUGUGGCAGCAACUGAAAGCGGCUUGCCGAGCCAAUUUAAAUCAUGUGGCCUAACAAGCCAUAGAGAAAUAGAUGCUGUGCUGGCCUUAACAUCAUUAGCUUCCAGAUGAUGAUGAUGAUGAUGUAGAAAGAAAAUCGAGACUGCACUUGAAAAUACUACAAAGAAGUAUUCAAGUAUUCAAUUACUCCCAGUAUUAGACAUUAUAUUGUUUUCUGAAUAAGGCUAUAGCGUCUUAGAUUGUUUAAUCAAAAGCAUGUAUAUCUUGCGUUGUGGUAGCUAUUUUAAACUCACCAAUAGCUCGAGGUAGGCCUUGCCCCACAUUUCAUUGUUUCUAUACUAUUAAGUUCAGCUUCUUUUUCUAUAGUUAGUUAUAUUGCCUUGACAACCCAAGCCUAGCGUUUAUUCUUUAUAUUCCUCGGCCCUUAUUCCAAGUUUUCUACUUAGUCCUCUUGUCACAUUACAUUACGAAGCUUUCUUCACCACUUUCUACUUCAAUUGCAUAAACUUUGUUUUCUCUCCUUCAUCCUCGAUAGUUCUUGCCUCGAUACUAAUGCUUGUUCUUGCCUCACGCUUUUGUUCUUGCUUCAUCGCUUCUUUUUGCUGCUAGGAUUUUACAUUUUUGUCCAUAUUUCACAAACGUAAAACAUUUGAUUUUCUUUGUGCUUGAUGCAUUUAGCUAUAUAGAAACUUGUUGAUUCAAGUAGAAAUUACCUUUUGUAGAUUUUUUAGAUGUAGAUAGAAUUAUAGUGUUAGCUCAAAGCGUCUAGAUUUCCUAAUUUUUAUUUUUUCAUUUAAUAAGGUAAAUGUAUGUAGAAGAUUGGGGGGAAUUUAACCAUGAAGUUAAUUUACUGUUGUUUUGUUAUGUGAUUUUGUCGUUUUGUUGUGUAACGAGAGCGAACCGAAGGGGAUCCUCUUUCCGUUUUCGUGACUGAGAUCUCAUGGCUCUCUCUUGGCAAAUUAAGUUCUUUAAGAAUUAGAAGCAAGAAGCUUUUGGUUGUGCUUAUAAGAAUUGCAACUAAGAAGUAAACAAAGCAUUUUACGAUUUAUAUGCUUUAUCAACUUUUUAUGUUAUUUACUUCAUGUAUGAUAUUGUGUUAAAUUUUUACUUUCCUCUGUAUACCCAUUUUCAAAUCAAAGUAAGUUUCGAUCCAUCACCCCACCCAUACUUUCAUACGAUAUCUCAAAAACCUGCUAAUUUACCUCUCUAUAGAACCUUUCCGUCAAAAGCAGGCUGUGUUGCCAGCUGCACAGAACUGCCCUCACCUAAGAGAUUGGCCUAAUCGCGAGAGUCCCCUUUUCUGCACCGCCAAGAGGUAUUAGUACUCCCAUCCAGCUUUAUUCUAUUACAAUGCACCAGAAAUCCGAAAUAGCCAAUGUUCGCCCUCUUCCUUAUCAUAUCUGCAACCAACCUCUAUUGUAAAUGAUCUAAGGCAAAUUCAGUGAAUAUUUCGCUCUUUACUGUAUUUCUUUAGUAGUUUGUUGUUAUUCUUUGUUAGUAAUUUUUAACGUAUUUUGACGUAGAGAAUCACUCUGAAUUCCCCUUGCACCUUAAUCAGGCCUCGAUAUUAUCAUUCCCUCUCGAUCCAUACCCCUAAAAUGUAUCCCUUCUGUGUCUUCUUAAGUCCCAGAAAGGAUAUUUAGGCAAUCAGUCACUCAAUACUUCCCUUGUACCAAUAUAUGGCGCAUAGUCAACCCUUUACUUUGGUCAUGUUCUGCUGCUCCAUUUAACUUCCAAUUCUUGUUCUCCGAUCCAGGUUCUUUGAUUGUAUAAGACAUUUCCCGCUAGAGUAAGAUACGGAAAGAUUGUAAAAAUUGUCCUCUUUCCCUCUUGAUAUAUAGAAAAUAGACCAGAACCUAGAAAAAGCUACACAAAAUUUCUUCAGGACCGCAAACAGCCAUUCGAUUUACACUGGCUGAUUUAAAGACGAAACAUGUUGUUGUGGAUUUUGUUGUCACGUUUUUAAGUCAUGAUCUCAUCGAUGCUAUAUUGCAGUUCUAGGAACCGAAUACUUAGGCAGCAUGUUCGUUAUUUCGAAAGGAACGGCCAAUUAGAGCUCUAAAGUCUUCAUCAUGUUUGAGCUGAUGUAACUUUUUAUGGCUAGUGUAACUUUACGAAGGUACUCACUCUGGUUGGGUAUUUUGAAAGUUUGACAUUUAUUUAAUAGUUCAUCAUAGAUGAUGUACAGUAGACUAUGUUCGAAGUUUGAAUUCUUUUGAUAUUGUGUAUAUAUUAUAGAACAUUUAAUUUAUAUGAGUAAAAGAGCGCAAAUUCAAAUAGAA
Messenger RNA from Rhopilema esculentum, 4723 nucleotides. RefSeq lists its product as uncharacterized. The record is from RefSeq and is a predicted model, not a curated record. Gene Ontology annotation, biological process: regulation of transcription by RNA polymerase II; neuron differentiation; cell development. Gene Ontology annotation, molecular function: DNA-binding transcription factor activity, RNA polymerase II-specific; RNA polymerase II cis-regulatory region sequence-specific DNA binding. Gene Ontology annotation, cellular component: nucleus. Lineage: Eukaryota; Metazoa; Cnidaria; Scyphozoa; Rhizostomeae; Rhizostomatidae.